UGUGUUUCAAAUCUUGUGUCGUCUCUCCGAUCCAGUUGCAGGAGGAGUAUUGAUUUGAGGUUUGCCACAUAGUUCUAGAACCAUGAAGCUAGUGACCUUCGUGUUUGCUGCCUUGGUGUGCUGUUCCAUGACAUUGGGCGACACUACACCCCGCCGGGAUGCAGAAUAUCCACCGCCCGAGUUGCUGGAGGCACUGAAACCACUGCACGAUAUUUGCCUCGGAAAGACGGGUGUUACUGAGGAAGCGAUCAAGAAGUUCAGCGACGAGGAGAUCCACGAGGACGAAAAGCUCAAAUGCUACAUGAACUGUCUCUUCCACGAGGCCAAGGUGGUGGACGACAAUGGGGACGUGCAUCUGGAGAAGCUGCACGAUUCGCUCCCGAGCUCGAUGCACGACAUCGCGAUGCACAUGGGCAAGCGGUGCCUCUAUCCCGAGGGUGAAACACUCUGCGACAAGGCGUUCUGGCUGCACAAGUGCUGGAAGCAGUCCGAUCCGAAGCACUAUUUCUUGGUGUAAAAAACUCAAGAAACGGAUCGUCCGACCACCGGCUAAAGGAAUGUACGAUCAAACGAUCCACACCUUUCCCCCGACAAAGGAUAAUUCUUUUACCGUGGAUCCUCGUGCGGACGCCAGCACGGACCGUCUCGUGGUCUGGAAUAGUAAUUAACCCAUUUCGCUUGCAUUCUGCACUGCACGUAGUUUCCCAACCCAACCUGUGACUAACCAACUUUAACGCAACCAUUUGACGACGUGUCGCUCCCGCUAUCCCGACCGCGGGCCGCGUCACUCACGGCGAAAGGGCCGAAAUGGUGCGAAUGAAUGAAAUUCAAAAUUUAAACUACCCAAACUUCCACAGCUCAAAGCGCCCACUAACCCUUCUUGCUUCGUGUCUGCGAACAGGAACUCUGGAACUGCAGCUUACAAAAAAAAUUGUAUAAAAAAAAAAGAAAUAAAACUUGAAAACUGCA
Molecule: messenger RNA, 969 nt
Organism: Anopheles arabiensis
Lineage: Eukaryota; Metazoa; Arthropoda; Insecta; Diptera; Culicidae
Product: general odorant-binding protein 83a-like
Exons: 3
Coding region: 83-517 (144 amino acids)
Biological process (GO): sensory perception of smell
Molecular function (GO): odorant binding
Source: RefSeq, a predicted model, not a curated record